Kickxella alabastrina is the source of this 662-nucleotide messenger RNA. RefSeq lists its product as uncharacterized. The transcript is spliced from 2 exons. NCBI's taxonomy places the organism in Eukaryota, Fungi, Kickxellomycota, Kickxellomycetes, Kickxellales, Kickxellaceae. Bases 24 to 662 code for a protein of 212 amino acids. The record is from RefSeq and is a predicted model, not a curated record.
UUUUGUUAUCCAUCGUUUUUACCAUGCCUUUUCGUAUGAAUACUGUCGCACGCAAGGUGCACCCAACCCUGCGCAUACCCACUGCUACUCCUGCUGCCACAACACCUGUCACGUUGACCACUUCAACUGCCGCAUCAACCACUGAAUCGACUGCGUCAUGCACAGCCAGUGUGCUUCGUCGGGCCUGCCGCGCUCUAUUUAGGCCCAAGCCCGAGACUGACGACAACAACAACGGAGCCUCUCGUACAAUCUACAAGCUCCACUUGAUGAGCUUCGCCGAAUUGGAGGCAGCUCGCACCCAGGAAGCAGAGAUCCAAAACACAGCCGAGUUUGGUUGUGCCAGCAUUGGCGCUGUAGUUCUGAAGCUGGAGUCCACCCUUAAAGUUGCCAAAGUUGCACAGGCCAAGCUGGUCGCAUCUCACGCUCAGGAAUCACAGGCCCAUAUUAUGGUCGAAUCUGACCUCACAAAGUCGCACGCUAAACUGGCAGUUCUGCAGCAUCUAAUUUCCAUAGCCCACAAACAAACCAACACUGCUCACAAUAAGCUUGACACGUUUCACACUGAAGUAGAAGUGCUGCGCCACCGAGAAAACUAUUUAGACCCAUCAAUUAUAUUUGGUAUUAGAACUAUUUCAAAAUUCACUAAAGAGGCCUCCUACUGA